UCACUCUUCUGGGACAGCCAGACCACCACUACAAGACCAUGGUAUGGAUGUACAGUAACUGUACAGUAGUGUUGGAGAACUUGGAAAUAACUCACAUUCAGGAGUACAACGACCUCUCCUUCCUUAAGAGCAUUGAGGAAGUAGGUGGCUAUGUUCUAAUUGCUUUCAACCAUGUGGAUGUGAUUCCCUUGGAAAACCUGCAUCUCAUUCGUGGACAUUCUCACUUCAUUAACAAGUACACCCUUGCUGUGAUAGCAAACUAUCACAGGAACGGCUCUUCCGAGAACAGCAGUAUCAUCAGUGGACUGCGAGAACUGCCUCUAAGAAACCUAACAGAAAUUCUCAAAGGUGGGGUUAUAAUAGCUGAUAAUCCUUUGCUGUGCAAUGUGGAGACCAUACAGUGGUUGGACAUUGUGGAUAGGAACAGUGAUGUGAAUGUUUCGGGUGGGACUGGCCCUCAGUGCAGACGAUGUGACACAGGAUGCUUCAAUGGAAUGUGUUGGGCGCCAGGACCUGAGAACUGCCAGACUUGUAAGUUCUAUUGUAUAGGCAAUUGACUCUUAAAUUGUGCUGAGCAGUGCUCGUGGAGGUGCAAGGGGCCCAAACCCAUCGACUGCUGUAAUGAACACUGUGCUGUGGGCUGCACCGGACCCAAACCCACAGACUGCCUGGCCUGCAGAGACUUCCAGGAUGACCGGACGUGUAAGGAUGAGUGUCCUCGUCUUAUGCUGUACAACCCAAACACUCACCAACUCGUUCACAACCCUGAUGGGAAAUACAAAUUUGGAGCCACCUGUGUGAAGAGAUGCCCUUACAACUUUGUGGUGAUCGAUCACGGUGCUUGUGUUCAAACAUGCGGUGAUAAUAUGUAUGAAGAGGAGGAGGACGGAAUAAGGAAUUGCAAAAAAUGUGAUGGUUUGUGUCCGAAAGUAUGCAAUGGCCUUGGCAUGGGAACACUAGCAAAUGUCAUGUCAAUCAAUGUGACUAACAUCGAUUCUUUUAUAAACUGCACCAAAAUAAAUGGCCAUAUUACAAUAUUGAAGACAACUUUUCAAGGGGACACAUUUACAAAUACUCCAAGCAUGGACCUUGAGAAACUCGACUAUUUCAAGACAGUGAAGGAAAUUUCAGGGUUUCUGUUAAUUCAAGAUUGGCCUGAACAUCUCAAGUCACACAGUCACUUUGAGAAUCUGGAGAUCAUCAGAGGAAGAACUAAACUACUGGGCACCAUCAGUUUUGCAGUAGUGAAUGUCCCACACCUAGAGCAUCUCGGCCUGCGUUCGCUAAAAGAGAUCAGUAGCGGUGAUGUUGUCAUUAAGGAAAACCAGCGCCUCUGUUACAUUGAAGGCAGCUACUGGCAGAAGCUGUUUAGAUCAGAGAAACAGCACAUUCGAACCAGCAACAAUGCAGCAAUGGAUAGCUGUGAGCAACAGAACUGUACCUGUGAUAGCAUGUGUGGAGGGGAAGGCUGCUGGGGCCCAGGGCCAUCCAUGUGCAUUUCCUGCCAGCACGUCAGCCGUGGGGGACGCUGUGUCAGUCACUGCAACCUGCUGGAAGGAUUACCCCGCGAGUACAUGUCAGAGAAAACGUGUUUGGAAUGUGACCCCGAAUGCAAGGUUCUGAAAGGAACUGAAAGCUGCCAUGGACCAGUGUCACUGUGUGGGAGUUGAUGACAUUUGGAUCCAAACCAUACGAUGGAAUCCCAGCCAGUGAGAUCACAGAUAUUCUGGUGAAAGGAGAACGUUUACCACAGCCUUCUAUCUGCACUAUAGAUGUGUAUAUGAUCAUGGUCAAACGUGACUGCUAAUGAGGUCAUAUAUGCUGUAUAAACUAUAGAACAGUUUGUGGUUAUAAAACAAGAAUAAAACUUGGAAAUAACUUGGAAAACCUGUUUUAUACUAAAUAAAAAGUAA
Xyrauchen texanus (razorback sucker) is the source of this 1913-nucleotide messenger RNA. RefSeq names its product epidermal growth factor receptor. The record is from RefSeq and is a predicted model, not a curated record. Gene Ontology annotation, biological process: cell surface receptor protein tyrosine kinase signaling pathway; positive regulation of kinase activity; positive regulation of epithelial cell proliferation. Gene Ontology annotation, molecular function: epidermal growth factor binding; epidermal growth factor receptor activity. The transcript has 14 exons. Gene Ontology annotation, cellular component: basal plasma membrane; signaling receptor complex. NCBI's taxonomy places the organism in Eukaryota, Metazoa, Chordata, Actinopteri, Cypriniformes, Catostomidae.